This is a messenger RNA of Aspergillus eucalypticola CBS 122712, 1833 nucleotides long. Its product is annotated as homoserine O-acetyltransferase family protein. Gene Ontology annotation, molecular function: homoserine O-acetyltransferase activity; L-serine O-acetyltransferase activity. Gene Ontology annotation, biological process: L-homoserine metabolic process. The transcript has a single exon. Bases 53 to 1633 code for a protein of 526 amino acids. The record is from RefSeq and is a predicted model, not a curated record. Lineage: Eukaryota; Fungi; Ascomycota; Eurotiomycetes; Eurotiales; Aspergillaceae.
GUCAUCUCUUCUCUGUCGGUCAUAGAGUUGCUGUUGGCUUAUGAUGAAUCCAAUGGCUGCAGGCCGCACACUUCCGAGAGCUCUAAGAGCUUCUCGGCUUCUCAAUCAGCAUACGAGCUUGUCUACAAUUACCGGAAGUCAGCGAACCCAAGUCUCUUUAUCGACAUCAUGUCCGGCAACAUACAGGGCCCUGCAUACUACCCGAUCGCAAAAGUCGACCAAUGCUGCUGCGAGGGACUCGUCCAAUCCCGCCAUGUCUUUUCCGUGUCUCGAUGCGCAGGAUGCAAAGUCUGCCCAGCUCUCCGCACGAUCCCUCCAGUCCGGCCCCGAACCUUCAUAUACCACUGGCCAUCACCGAAAGUUUCACUGCGAACAACCCUUACUACUUGAUUGGGGGGGUAUACUUCCAGAGUUUGACAUCGCCUACGAAACAUGGGGCCACUUGAAUUCUGACAAGUCGAAUGCUAUCUUACUGCACACCGGUCUGUCCGCGUCCAGUCACGCCCAUAGCACGGAGGCCAACCCCAAGCCCGGCUGGUGGGAGAGAUUUAUCGGGCCUGGCAAACCUUUGGACACGAAUAAGUACUUUGUCAUCUGCACCAACGUCGUUGGAGGAUGCUAUGGUAGCACAGGGCCUUCGUCAGUGGACCCCUCUGACGGAAAGCGAUACGCUACUCGGUUCCCUAUCCUCACGAUUGACGACAUGGUUCGGGCACAGUUUCGUCUCCUGGACUCACUUGGCAUUAACAAACUCUACGCCUCUGUCGGAUCCAGCAUGGGCGGUAUGCAAAGUCUUGCUGCCGGUGUUCUUUUCCCUGAAAGGAUUGGCAAGAUUAUCAGUAUCAGUGGUUGUGCGCGAAGCCACCCCUACAGCAUUGCCAUGCGACACACCCAGCGACAAGUACUAAUGAUGGACCCGAAAUGGGCCCGUGGUUUCUACUAUGACUCGAUUCCUCCGCACUCUGGAAUGAAGCUGGCGAGAGAGAUCGCAACCGUGACAUACAGAAGCGGUCCGGAGUGGGAGAAGCGGUUCGGGCGCAAACGCGCAGACCCUAACAAGCAACCUGCUCUGUGCCCGGAUUUCCUGAUUGAGACAUACCUGGAUCACGCAGGAGAGAAGUUCUGCCUGGAAUACGAUCCUAACAGUCUGCUAUACAUCUCCAAGGCCAUGGAUCUGUUUGAUCUCGGCCAUGCUCACCAGACCGAGACCAGAGCUCGAAGAGCCGAGUUUGAGGCUGAAAUUGCCGACGGCGGAAAGGCCCUGCACGAAAGCAAUAUCUCAUGUAGUCUGACUCUCCCAGAGAAACCUUACGAGGAGCAACCCUCUGUAAACGCCUCCGCUCCUGCUAUGGACCAGGCUGUGGGUGGUGGUGAUAUUGGAGCAGAUGCUCCCCCGCAGGAUCUUGUCGCCGGCCUUGCGCCGCUCAAGAACCACCCGGUUUUGGUCAUGGGCGUCGCCAGUGAUAUACUCUUUCCGGCUUGGCAACAGCGAGAAAUCGCCCAGACCCUUCGGGCUACCGGAAACAAGAACGUCGAGCACAUUGAACUUGGAGAGGACGUUUCGCUCUUUGGGCAUGACACGUUCCUUCUGGAUUUGAAGAACAUCGGCGGUGCGGUAGCCAAGUUCCUGUAACCAACGCAAUCCGGAGCAACUGUUUGAUUAUUUUUUCCCCCCAUGUGGUAAUGAAGAAAGCGGGCGAUGAUUUGUGUUUAGCGCGAUGUUAUUGUCUCAUUUCAUUCCAUGACUAGCUGUAUAUAGUACAUAUUACCUCAUUCCCUGCAAUGCCCUGUAUCUAGAUACAUUUCACACAUCACGACGGAAUACGAUCAUCC